This is a messenger RNA of Chilo suppressalis (striped riceborer), 1592 nucleotides long. The record is from the annotation of a GenBank genome assembly. Lineage: Eukaryota; Metazoa; Arthropoda; Insecta; Lepidoptera; Crambidae.
CGCAAAGUUGCAGUCGACCCGUGUUUUUGUUAUGUUUGAGGUGUUGACAGUGGUCGUUUUAAUAACAUCUAGUCGAUAGAUAUUCACUAGGAUAGCCCAAAAUAAUAUUUUCAAAUGUUCAGUGGACAGUGGUGACUGGAGAGUACAGUUCUAUUUCAAGUCUAUUUCAAGCUUUGGUUUUUUGAUUCGUCAAAACCGAUUUUUUUAAGUGGAGAAUAAUUAAGUACUGAAUAGAUACUCCGAAAAUAUCAAAUCUAUGAUUUUACAAUGAAAACUCUAAUCCUGGGAAUGUUCCAUUUGCGACGUAAAAGCUUAAUUAAUUUAGAAAACAAACUCCAGUUGACUAAAACGGAGCUCAACGGUCUACAUUCAGCAUUACGCCUAACGUUAUUCUGUGGACGUAUGAUGGGAGUUGUACCUUUAACGGGUUUGAUGAAUACACGUAGUUACGAAUUGAGGUUUCAGUUUUUAUCAUUCUACACAAUAUUAUACUUCGUCAGCAGCGUUGGUCAAAUACUUAUGUUCAUCAUGAGUUUCUAUUGGGUCCUUGAAAACCAAAUUUCACUAACAAAUAUGACAAACUUCUUAUUUUACACGUCAGGGUCAGUAUCGCUCUUCAUAUUAGCCACUGUCUGCCAACGAUGGCCACGUUUGGUAGCGAAGGUGGAAUCCAUUGAGCAGAAACUUCCACCGUUGUCGAAUCAUGUCAUUAAGCUCUGCAAUAUUACUAUGUCGUCAAUACUUUUUGCUGCUCUGGUGGAACAUUUGCUUUCAAUUCUGUAUGGAGUAACAGUAGCCACAGCUUGCGACUCAAAAAAUAUUGCGGAGACAUUUUUUCGUUACGAUAAACCAUGGAUUUUUACGUACACUAGGUAUAGUUUAUGGAAGGGGAUUUUAAUUGAGGUGUUCAAUAUUCAAUCUACUUUCAUUUGGAGCUACAGUGACUUACUAAUAAUGGUUAUCAGCAUUUACGUCACUGAACAUUUUAAAUUGCACAAUAAGCUAAUGAAAGAAGCUGCACAACAUGAGCUAUUUAACUGCGAUGAAUUUCGUGUACAACAUAUGCUCUUAAUAAGGCUUGUAAAGUUGAUCAAUGAAACUAUUGGUAUCUACAUACUCAAUUGUUUUGGAAGUAACCUAUAUUGGAUUUGUACGCAGCUAUAUUUCAGCAUGAGUAAAAACAACACCGGCCAUUUUGUAUCAUGUUUAAUCAAAAACCAAGGCUCCAAUAUUGUCCACGGCAUUGAGCACACAAUCUACUAUACUUACUCGUUCGCGUUUCUGGUGGUUCGUACGAUGCUAGUUCUACUGCUGGCCGCCAGGGUGCACUCGGCGUCCACUGUACCCUUGAUUCUGUUGUACCGUAUACCCAAUUCCAGGUUCAAUAUCGAGGUGGAAAGGUUUAUUGGCCAAAUUAACAACAUUAAAGUGGCUUUGAGUGGUUUGGAUUUCUUCUACGUGACCAAAACGAUGAUUCUGACUCUGUUGGGAACAAUCGUCACAUACGAACUGGUUAUGCUGCAAUUUAUUAAGUAAAUAAAUUUAAAAUAUUAUUUUAAUGUUUCUUUCAUAAUAAAUUAUUAUUAAAAUAU